Messenger RNA from Lathyrus sativus (Indian pea), 759 nucleotides. Lineage: Eukaryota; Viridiplantae; Streptophyta; Magnoliopsida; Fabales; Fabaceae. The record is from the annotation of a GenBank genome assembly.
AUGGCGACAAUUUCUUUAUCAAAUGGCUUGAAAACUCUGUUCACUGUUCUCGGUGCUCUCAUGCUUGCUCUCCUUCUUUACACACUCAUUACCGACGGUUUCCCCUUUCGCAAAGAACUUCUCACUCCGUGGAUGGCAGCAACUUUGAUUGAUUUCUAUAUCAACGUUACAAUUUUGAGUGCCUGGGUUGUGUACAAGGAAGCAAAUUGGGUCAGCUCAAUUAUAUGGAUAAUUUUACUUAUCUCCCUUGGAAGCAUUACUACAUCUGCCUAUAUUGUGUUGCAAUUUUUGAAGCUGUCAUCUCAAGAAUCUUCACAGGACCCUAUGAGCUAUGUUCUUUUACGACAUCCACACAAGAGUGGCACAGAACCAAAAACAAAGUGUUCUGUUGUUGUGGCUCUAAGAAUCCUUUUCAGCGUUUUGGGUGUUGUCAUGCUUGGAACCUUGGUAUACACUCUUGUCACUGAUGGUUCUCCUUUCCGUACGGAGCUAUUGACUCCGUGGAUGAAAGCAACACUAGUUGACUUCUACAUCAAUGUUGUGGCCCUAGCAGUCUGGGUGGCCUACAAAGAAUCUAGUUGGAUUUAUGCUGUCUUUUGGGUUAUUCUAUUGAUAUGUUUUGGCAGCAUCACUUCAUGCAUCUACGUUGUAUGGCAAUUGUUCCAAAUAUCUUAUCAGGAUCCCGCUUACCUUAUUUUAGUGCACCAUAGUGACAGGGCAGAAAACAAAUAUAAGGGGAUUUCUGCUGAUGCAACAUAG